Molecule: messenger RNA, 1205 nt
Organism: Spizellomyces punctatus DAOM BR117
Lineage: Eukaryota; Fungi; Chytridiomycota; Chytridiomycetes; Spizellomycetales; Spizellomycetaceae
Exons: 8
Coding region: 24-1121 (365 amino acids)
Biological process (GO): magnesium ion export from mitochondrion
Molecular function (GO): magnesium ion transmembrane transporter activity
Source: RefSeq, a predicted model, not a curated record
AGUUCUGUCUGGCUGAAUAGACAAUGUGUGACGCACAGUCAAUACAAUGGCCAUGGCAUACUGCUCCCUCAUCAGAACAGCGACGGUAUGCAACAACUUUACCUAUACUGGUAGCAUCGUCGCCUGCAGAAAACCCAUUUCCGAGCGAAGCUGACGAAGCUCGUCGACAUCCUUUAUCCAAAGUUAUUGUUUGUGGGGGGAUUGCUGGAGCAAUGGCUGACUCUUCGAUGCACGUGCUAGAUACCGUAAAGACAAGAAUGCAAAAGGAUGGAACGUCGGGGCGCACACCACAGUACAAUGGCACAAUACAAGCCAUGCGAUCAAUACACCGGUUCGAAGGGUUGCCGGGUCUCCUUGGUGGAUUCAAAGCGGCGGCCACAGGAUCUGUCUUGGCCACGCUUAUAUACUUCGCGACGUACGAGGGUUUUAAGAGAAGACUGCUAGACCUAGGUGUAAAUGACAGUGCGAGUUAUUUUCUAGCUGGAGCACUAGGUGAUGCUGCUGCGUCUGUGGUUUAUGUCCCUUCUGAGGUUGUAAAGACCCGGAUGCAACUUCAAGGACGGUACAAUAAUCCGCAUAGUGCAUCACCGCACAACUACAAAGGGGAUUGGCAUGCCUUGAGAUCGAUAUGGGAACGAGGAGGCCCAAAGGGUCUUUAUUACGGUUGGCGCGCGACAUUAGCAAGAGAUGUACCCUUUACCGCAUGCCAAUUCACAAUAUACGAGCUUGCCCGUAGCUACAUGAUAAAAGAAUUUGGAAACGGUGAUCCUUCCCACCUCACAGUAUGGCACGACAUCCCACCGGGGGCUUUAGCGGGGUCGCUGGCAGGCUUCAUCACAACACCCGUCGACGUUAUCAAAACGUACCUCCAAACACAAAGUCGUCCGCCGUCACGUAACACGUUUGUCGAUCUGUCCAAGGUGGGAACACCACCUUCCUCCGCGCCGUACUAUAGCGGGAUUGGACCUGCAUUACGUGGCAUCUACAAGACAAGAGGAAUACGGGGCUUGUUCAGCGGGGCGGUGCCCAGAAUGGUAUGGACUGGGUCGCAGUCGACGGUGAUGUUUUUAGUUUAUGAGUGGUUGUUAACUCGGGAUUGGGGAGGGCUAUUUUCAAGCUAGUGGGAGGGUUAGUUUAUGGUUUACCUUCAAAUCGUGAAUAGAUUAUACAGAUACUGAUGCACAUGAACUGAUCUGACGAAGGGU